CUUUUUAAUGUGGUCUCUACUACUAUAUAAACCAUGCUCAUUAUCACAUUUUCUCAUCAAUUUAUUCUCUUCAGCUUCUCUAUCUUUAAUAGCUCAAGUUAUUGUGUUAUCUCGAGUAACUUGCAGAGAAAGCAAACAUGAGUAGGCCGGGAGAUUGGAACUGCAGGUCGUGCCAUCACCUAAAUUUUCAAAGGCGCGAUUCGUGCCAAAGAUGUGGCGAUUCAAAAUUCGGAGAAAGAGUUGAGUAUGGAACUUUUGGAGGAAGAGGAGGAUCUUCAUUUGGUUUAAGUGGCUCAGAUGUUCGUCUAGGUGAUUGGUACUGUGCUGCUGGUAAUUGUGGUGCACAUAACUUUGCUAGUCGUUUAAGUUGCUUCAAGUGUGGUGCUUUCAAAGAUGAGUUAGUUGGAGGAUAUAAUAAUAACAAUAGUGACAUUUUGGGUUCAAGGGCUUUUGGUGGAAGUGGAAAACCAGGAUGGAAAUCCGGUGAUUGGAUGUGUAACAGAUUAGGAUGCAAUGAACACAACUUUGCUAGCAGAAUGGAAUGUUUCAAAUGCAGUGCGCCAAGAGACACAUACUAGAAAUGAGAUUAUCCAAGCAAAAAAUUAGAAAGACUACAUCAAUUACAAGAGAUGCUUCAAGAUUUCAUUAUUAGUUACUAUGAAAUGUUAAGGCUUGUGAUUUCUGAAAAAGUGUUAUGAAAUGUCAUGUUAAAAAGAAACCACAACCCUUAGGCUCUUCUUUAGAUUUUCCUUAAUUAAAAACUAUGAUAAUGUUAUUUUGGUGCUUUAAACUAUUUUAUUAUCUUUAGUCUGUGUUAGAGAGUUCAUUUAUUGUAUUGUGCGUUGUUUUCUUAAAUGUUGGUGAAUUUUUAUUUUCUUAUCUCAUGAAAAUCAACUAUAGUACUUCCUAAAUGUAUGUGUGAGAUUGAGAGGGUGUGAUGCCAUAAUCCAUCAUUCAUCUUAUUUCAUGAGUUA
This is a messenger RNA of Cicer arietinum (chickpea), 974 nucleotides long. RefSeq names its product RNA-binding protein involved in heterochromatin assembly dri1. Lineage: Eukaryota; Viridiplantae; Streptophyta; Magnoliopsida; Fabales; Fabaceae. The record is from RefSeq and is a predicted model, not a curated record. Gene Ontology annotation, molecular function: mRNA binding. Gene Ontology annotation, cellular component: cytoplasm.